AUGGCCUCUGAAGUCUUUGGAACCGGUCGAGUCACCAUGCGCAAAGCCACCAAACCCACUGGUCCAUCAGGCAGCCCAUGGUACGGAUCCGACAGGGUCAAGUACUUGGGUCCUUUCUCCGGCGAGCCCCCGAGCUACCUCACUGGAGAGUUCCCCGGCGACUACGGAUGGGACACCGCCGGUCUAUCCGCUGAUCCCGAGACCUUCGCCAGGAACCGUGAGCUAGAAGUAAUCCACCCCAGAUGGGCCAUGCUCGGAGCCCUAGGAUGCGUUUUCCCUGAGCUUUUGGCUCGGAACGGAGGACUCGACUACUUGGGCAACCCGAGCUUGGUCCACGCUCAGAGCAUUUUGGCCAUUUGGGCCACUCAAGUGAUCCUCAUGGGAGCUGUUGAAGGUUACAGAGUCCCCGGAAAUGGUCCCUUGGGAGAAGCAGAGGACUUGCUUUACCCAGGAGGCAGCUUCGACCCAUUAGGCCUCGCUACCGACCCUGAAGCUUUCGCGGAGUUGAAGGUUAAGGAGCUCAAGAACGGAAGGUUGGCUAUGUUCUCUAUGUUUGGAUUCUUCGUUCAGGCCAUUGUCACCGGAAAAGGACCGUUGGAGAAUCUCGCUGACCAUUUGGCUGAUCCAGUCAACAACAACGCAUGGGCCUUCGCCACCAACUUCGUCCCCGGAAAGUGA
Messenger RNA from Arabis nemorensis, 678 nucleotides. NCBI's taxonomy places the organism in Eukaryota, Viridiplantae, Streptophyta, Magnoliopsida, Brassicales, Brassicaceae. The record is from the annotation of a GenBank genome assembly.